Messenger RNA from Penaeus indicus, 6373 nucleotides. Its product is annotated as mucin-2-like. NCBI's taxonomy places the organism in Eukaryota, Metazoa, Arthropoda, Malacostraca, Decapoda, Penaeidae. The record is from RefSeq and is a predicted model, not a curated record. The transcript is spliced from 3 exons. Bases 971 to 3841 code for a protein of 956 amino acids.
GGUUUUACAUUUCCUUUAAAACAGAAUUUUACCAUUUUUUACCAUUAAUACAGUCAUCACAUUAUUGUUUAUCAUCAUCUUCAUUUUCAAAGACAUUGUUACCCCAAGGAUUGUGGAAAGUCAUGGGAAUAAUAACAUGGAAAUAACAAUCUUGAGGAACAUCAAAGUAAAUGCAAGAGAAGAGGAAUUGGACCAUUAAUACCAGUUGCUGUCAGCGUUCAGUGUAUAGUUAUACUUGUGAUUUUAGGUCCAGGGGCAAAGUUCAUUUAGUGUAGUGAAAAUUUAUCAGUCCAAAGUUGGAUGUGAAAGAAUGAGGAGUUGAUAUUGUGAUCAUUUUCAUAAUCAUGAUUGUUGCAAUGUUAUGAUUUUAUUAAUGUUAUUUAGUAUUUCUAUUAGUACCUCACACCUCAAGGAACAUGCAUUCCAUUAUUUUAUUUUAUUUUACAUUUUUUGGUUUGUUUUGUAUUUAUGAUUUUUUUUGGUCAUUUCAUGUUUUUAUAUUUGGUUUUCUUUCCUGUAACACUACCAGAUAACAUAAGAAUAUCAUGAACUUUUGAGUCUCAAGUAUGAAAUAAAAAGACACUUUUGACUACAUUCAUUGAAAACAACAAAUCUGUACUUGCUAAAAAAAGGAAUGAAUUGAUAGAUAAUGGAGAAAGCAAGAAAAGCAAAUGAAUACUUUUAGUAUGUUUCUGCUCAUAAGAUUAUUUUAGUCUUCUUUGCCUUGUUGACCAGACUACAUGCACUCUGAUCCUUGAAUUUCAUGUGAUCCUUAGUCAUAUUACUACACAACAUAUUGCUAUAUUGACUGAAACACACACAUUUUGAAAUUCAUAGAUUAUUUUUUUAAGUGUUUGUAUGUAGAAAUUACCCUAAAGUAACUGAUACUACAGAAUUGAAUAACUGAGUGAUUCCUUGUCUUAUGACUGAGUAACUUACAUCCGCUUCUAAAUUUCCAAUUUUUCAAUAGAUGGGAGAGCGACAAUAUACGAUACAGGACGGCAAUAUGCCUGAUGAGGAGGAUGACCCUUACAAGUUUGAAGAGGAAGAACUCGAUCGUGCUCGUGAAGAAGCGAAGAAGCUCGAGGUGGAGAGACAGCGGAAGGCCUCGGUUUCCUCAUCUGGGGUGUCUGACCGGUCGCCCCUCAACCACAGCUUUGACUCUGACCGCUCUCCUGCAGCCUUCUCUUCAGAAGGGGAGCGCUCGCCUAUGACUAGGUCUCCUCACACCCCAGGUUUUGGUGCCAAGCAGUUCUCGCCAGUCCCAGAAAAGUCCCCGAGUGUGCCUGCAUACUCGCCUCGAUAUGAGAAUGCUCUCUCCAAACCGUUCCCUUCAUAUGAUCCAGAGAAGGCAAAGUAUCAGGCUAAUGGGGCCAUUACUGUUGGAUUUUACCAAGACAUGACUGAUAAACCUGCAGGGGACAGUACUGAAAAGCAGACUACUGAACCCAAACCAACAGAAUCACCAGUAUACAGUCCUACAGUGCCAUACAUGAGCUCCUUUUACUCUAGCAAGGCUGAUGCUAGCAAGAAACAAAAGUCCCCAGCUAGCUAUGCCAGUUUCUACAGUUCAUCAGAUACCACUCUGGAAAAAGCCAAGACUCCAAACUACUAUUCGGCUUCUGCUCCAGCCACACCCACAGAUAAGCCGUCCCCAGCACCUUUGACAGCAACUGAGCCAGCAGAAAAGACCAAACCCCAGUAUAGUUACUAUUCUUAUGAUCCAACAAAGCCCCUUACUGAUCAGUAUAAGAGCACUGGCUCAGUGCAGCCCGCACAGCCUCAAAAGAAGCCCCCAGGCUACUACAACAGCCAUGAUGGGGUGAAAAAGCAGACUCCAACACUAUCACCAGCAGCCCCAACUGGUCCUCUGACUCCUACCUUGGCAUCCCCAGUGCAGGUUGGAUUAACUACACCUGCCCCACCAAUUCAGGAAAAAUCAGAAAUGCAACCAUUGAAAAAGAGAGCAGCAUUAGACAAAGGUUGUCAAGAUUUCCAAAAUAAUUCCAGUGUGACAGCUGCAGCAGUCAGUCCAGUUGACAGCUCAGCGGCUCAAUGGGCAGGUCGUAAAUCUGCAGAAGAUAGUCCAGUGGCUCGAAAUACAGCACCUCCAAAUGUGACAGUUCCCUUUUCUCCUCAUCCCUCAGCACUGCCAGCCAAUCUUGCCAACUUAUCACAGAUUGUGUCACGCAUCACAGAGCCAGAAGCGAAUAGACCAGUUCCUGAUAAGGAGUUGUCCAAAUCACCAGCUGAACCUCCACGAGCACCUGCAGCAUUUCCCAACCCUGAGCCUGCCAUUGCAAAAUCUUUGCCACCUACUCCAUUUGCUGUUGCGGGAGGGCAGACUCCAACACAGGUUCCAGUGUUAGACAUAGAGCGCAGUGGUAUAAGUGCUGUUAAUGAUUUGACAGACUUGCAUCAGCAGAGUUUGAAUCUGGCAAGUCGUGUUCAACCAGCAGAAUUGGCUCGGCAGAUUGAAGCUGACCCUAGAUUACAAGAUCGGUCAAUGCAGCCUAAUUAUCAUCAACAGAUCACAAGUCCUCAUAUGCAAACACAGCCUGGCUUGAGCUCUCCGCAGCAGAUAACCAAACCCCCACAGACUCCACAGUCUCAAAUCCACAGUCAUUCUCAGCCUCCUAUAGCACACCAAAAGCCUAGUGAAGGAAGUCGUCCUUCCAGUCGUGACUUGCCACCUGCUCAUGCCACCGAAAAAUCACAUAUGUAUCUCCAGCAAAAGAGUAUGUGGACUUCCAGUUUAGCAACUAGUUUGGCCAACAGUCUUGCCUCCAGUUUACCAUCAAGUAUGGUCACUAGUCUAGCAACUAGUUUAGGAUCGUCUUUGGCUACUACAUCAGUCAUUGCUUCGCUGCAAAAGAUGGGUUCAUUACAGGGAGACCGCCUGACACAAGACAGACUAACACAAGAGCGCUUAGCGCAAUUAGACCGUGCAGCUUUAGCCUCACUGGCCAGUCGAACUGGACAGGCAAAUCUGUUUUCACAUGAACUUUUACCUCGUGGAUCAGUUGCUGCAAGUCAGACUCAGGUUGGUACUGGUCCAAGUAGUGGAAGUUCAUCAGGUGGUGGUAGCUCAUCAGGGACUCCAGUGUCAGCAGGGCGGUCAGCCUCUGGCUCCAGUUCUGGUACAGGAGGAUCUACACCAGCAGCCACUGGUAAUAGUGUGGAGUUGGGUUUAAGUCGUUCCUACACCAACAUGAUGACAGGCCAGUCAUCACCACUCUUUGGCCGAGGGGAAGGUGCUCUUACUCCUGGAUCUUUACCACGUCCACUCUCUGGUUCCUCAUCUCCAUUCCUGUCUCAAUCACCAGGGUUAAGUGCUCUUGGUCUUCCUGGAGCUCCUCGCACUCCAACUCCAGCUCAUCAGCAGUCUCAUCAAAGUCUCUCUAGCCUCAGUCAGGGUAGUUUCCCAUCUCUUCCAAGAGAUCCAAGGGACCCCAUUUCUCAAUCCCAUCCAUCACUACAAAUUCCAAGUCUUAAUUCUAUAUCCUCAAGUCAAGCGCAGACCCUCAGUCAUCUCAAUGCGGCGAACUUGGCUUCCUAUUCUGGAAGAGACUCCUUAGCGCUCAUGAACCAACAAAGCCGAGGCGCUUUAGCUGGUGGCUUAGUGGAUCCCACCUCUCAGCUUUACCAGCAGUACCUUCAGCAGAGACAAGAGGAACUAAUCUUAAGGUCUGCUGGAGCACACCCCUCACAUCUGGCUGCCCACCAGUCUAUGAUGAUACAGCAAGGCCUGAUGAGUGCAGCUGGUUUCUCCUCUGGCUACCCUCCUUCACUUGGCCUGAGACCAGGCUCGUACCAGGGCAUGAAUCGCCCCUGGCUCUAAUGAUGGAAUCCCACCUCACAACACAGGCGUCCCACUUUGGCUUGAAAACAGCCCAUCACUUUAUCUCUUCAUAUCUUUGGGUUUAAGUUACAACCAAUGUUUUUGUGGUUUGAUUUGAUUUUGUUUCUGAUGAAUGUGGCAAAGCAUUUUCAUAGUGCAGCAGCCAAGUGCAAUAGGUUAAGUUCUUUUCUGUUGUCUUAUAGAGAACUAUUUUUAUAUUUACUUAUAUCAGUAUUUAUAGACUAUUUUUUAUUUAUUUACAGUUUUGCAGGCAUUUUUUAAAGAUACAUGUACCCUGUCAAAGUUGUUUUGUUGUGAUUUAAACUUUAUGCAAAUAGAAGAGAAUGUUCGCUGCCAGUGAAAAAUUGAUUUAAACAUAACUUCUUAUGUGCCACUUGCUAUGCAGGCAGCUUUUCUUAUCACAAAACAGGGGGCUUAUUGUACAAAAUUGUCAUUUUAAACACUGAAUGACGAGAUGAAUAUUGAGGUUUAAAAGCAGCUCUAAAAUCUGUAUUGGACUAUACCAAACUACCUGGUGGGAUGAUGUGGUAGACAACAAAAAUUUCACUUAUGAAAAUCUUGAUCCAGGAGGCAAUGUUGUCAGAUACUCAAUACAUUAUUAAUUUAGCCCUAUAAUGUACCUGAAAAGACCUGGAUAUGUGUUUUUAUGCCGACUUGCUUUGGUGUUGUGGACUAAAUUAUAAUGUGAUCAGUAUAUUGGAAAAGGUUCAGCGAAAGCCAGUGGAAGGCAUCCUUUGUUGGAUCUCAAUUGUCUACCCACUGGAGUGGCAGGUGUGGGGUGCAAGCCAACCAAGUACAAAACCUGCCUCAGGGUGAUUUCUCCCCCCCCUGGUGGCCAACUAUUACUGUUAGCCUGAUGUUAUGGUGUUGCUAUGCAGACCUUGAAAAUAGGGAGCAUUUAGGAUGCUGUAUUUCAUUUUAAUCAAGAACAAUAUGUAAGAUGCAUAAUUAAGAUUAGUCUGCACUUUUGCUUACUUCUCAAGUAAUGAGAGUAUUAAUGUGUUUUGUACUUUGCAUAAUCCACAGGGAACUUGUGCUAGACUUUUUUUUAAGGAGUACAUGUGUACUUUCCCACAUUUAAAAUUUUUCUCUUUUCAAAACUAACUUUUAUAUUUUUAAAUAUUUCCUUUUUUGGGAUUUUAGGAAAUUUGAUUGCAAACAUCAUUGGACAGUGUUUCAGUCCCUUUGUUCGGAUAGGUUAAUGAAAAUCAAAUUUGUAGCAAGGUCAUUUUGGUCUGGUUGUCUCCAAGUACAGAUAUAACCAACACCCGCCGUCAUCUACUUGGUACAUCAUCAGUGCCAUCCAUCAUUCUGUAAAUUCUCAUACCCACUCUGUACAUUAGGUAUACCUCAUAAGCCAUUCAUCCCAUAGAAGACCAUCUCACCUACCAUACACAGCAGUUACACCAAUAUCCUUUUUUCCUGAAUUAAUCCAUUAUAACCCCUUGCCUCCUUAGGACUUAAGUAUUUAAAGUACUGUAUGAAGGUAAACCAAACUGAAACUCUUGACACUCAUAGGGAACUAAAGCAUUUCACCUUAAAACACAGGAUGCAACCAACGUGCUGACUCAAAAGAGUUAGUUCAUCCUUCCGAACAGAAAUUGAUCUCUUGACACUCCAAAGGUAGCCUUGAAUGCCUCAACUCCCCUUUCGCCUUCUGGACUAGGGAAGGUCGACAACAAAAAGCCGAUGUGGUUUGUAAUUUUUUAUUGACGGUGAAUGUGUUUUGUGUGCGUGCGUGUAUGUACGUAUGUAUGUAUGUAUGUCUGUAUGUCUGUUUGUAUGUAUGUAUGUUUGUAUGUAUGUAUGUUUGUAUGUAUGUAUGUAUGUAUGUAUGUAUGUAUGUAUGUAUGUAUGUAUGUUUGUAUGUAUGUUUGUGUACAGUAUGCAUGUCAGCAUGUUUUGUGUGUGGAAGGACUUGUCUACCACAAUGUCAGAAUAUCAGUGUUUCAGUGUUAGUAUUGCGGCCUGUUAGUACCAUUGCCUGUGUACACCAGAUUGUUAGUACUGCAGAUUGUUGGUGCAAAUAUUGGCAAAAAAAUCUUCUUCCUGACUUCACUUCCUUUCUUUGUCAUGAAUGCAGUAUUGUUUACUGGACUAAUAGGUAAAUUUUAUACGAAGCAUACCAGCCACUUUGGUUUUGGUAUAGUUUCUUUUGAAUAAACAAGGUUUUUUAAAGCAUUUUAUUCUCUAUUUGGUAGCCAUAUGUAUAACAGACAAAUGCAUCCUCAUUCACUCAGUCAAUCAUCACACUCACUUGUCAAGAAUGAGUAAGCAUUGUUUUUAUUUGUAUAAAUUACUUCUUUUAUUUGAUAUACACAUGUACCACAAACUUUCUAUCAACCUGUAUGUACCCCAGACUUGUGUACUAAAGUGUAUCCCACCGGGCGGAGUGUAUAGCUGCAGCAUGGGGUGUACAUAGCCUAUUUUUGAACUAUGUGUACAAAUUCGUGAAACUGUGUAUAUAAUAUGUAUAUAUAUGACAAAUAAGAAAUAAAUGCUGUUUAUAUA